Molecule: messenger RNA, 3063 nt
Organism: Corythoichthys intestinalis (scribbled pipefish)
Lineage: Eukaryota; Metazoa; Chordata; Actinopteri; Syngnathiformes; Syngnathidae
Product: ERBB receptor feedback inhibitor 1
Exons: 4
Coding region: 252-1181 (309 amino acids)
Biological process (GO): negative regulation of epidermal growth factor receptor signaling pathway; regulation of keratinocyte differentiation
Source: RefSeq, a predicted model, not a curated record
ACGCUGGGGUGGAGUUUGAAGCACACGAACGCACUUAUAAAGCCACGUGCUGACGUCACGGAGACACAAUGAGCUCACUCACUUCUCAUUCUCACUGUUGUUGGUACAUCAUCAUGAUGCACAUGGCUCCGCGCUGGCUAUGAACGAGAGAUGGACACAAAGUCGUUCUGUUUGCAGUGAAGCCAUAAUGGGUUAAAUGGCAAGAUUUGACUGUUUCUGUAAGAAAGCCACUACUUUCUUGAUACCGCAACAUGAGUGAAAACAACUACUGGACACAGCGUGACUUUAGCAGUGUGUAUUCAGACCUGGCCACCAAUAAUGUGGAGCACAAUCUGACGCAGACGGAGCAGCAAAUGAUCCAAGAAUGCAACGCAAACCUCAUUCUACCGAAGUCUCCACGCUACUCUGAUCCCUACUGCCUCCCAGUGGACAAGAGCCUUGGACCUCAUGAAGGAGACCAGGUGGUACCUCAUAGUACCUCCCACAGAUGGACAGUGUUUUGGGGCCCGCAGAGAGAAGCCAAACCUUUGCCACCGUUACCCGACCCCGAGGAACUCAUGUCGGACGAGGUGGUGGAUAACGAGGUCGAAUUCUUCAACAGUGAGCGACGCCCACUUUUGCCCAAAAGCUGCCCGGUGAUGGUGCGUGGGGGCAGAGGUCAAGUCAAUCCCUCCUAUCAACCUGGGAACGCCUCCUUAGCCUUCUCCUGGCCCGGCAGGGACGACAAAUUAACAAGCGGUCCCCAGGAAACGCCAUGCACUAGACUUGACUUGGAGAAGCCCCGAGUUCCUCCACGUAUCCCCAUCCCGCCUAAAACCUACCUUAAGGCCGCGUCGGGCGAGGACAAGCCUCCGAAAAUCCCUCCGAGAGUCCCCUUGGUGCCCCCGUGCCCGCCACGUUCACCGAGCCCCAAAAGCCUCCCCAUUUACAUUAACGGCGUUAUGCCUGCCACCCAGAGUUUCGCUGCUAACCCGCAAUAUGUGAGCAGGUCUCUGCUGAGCGAGAGGGUGCCCCCUGUGGCGCAGCUUUCUCCGUGCAUCGUUCCCAUUUUGAAGGACGGCAAAAAGGCCAGCGCCACACACUACAUCCUACUUCCGCCGCGACAAAAGACGUUCGCAGAAAGGCGGGGACGACUUUUGAGCGAACCUGCCAGAAUGGGACACGAAUGGCAGAAUCGCUAAUACAAAUUAGGACUGGCCUUAUCGUGAACGAUCAAUGUUUCAGUGCCAUCGACAGCCUAUUCCAUUUCAACAUUGAUGAUCUGGUUGAUGAAUUAGCUUGCUAACAGGAAACUCAAUCAUUAUCAUAAUUCAUAAGAAAUAUGUGAUUUGCAUCAUAUUUAAAUACUUUGAGCAACCUUUUUUUUUUUCUCGCCCAGUUCAAAUAGAUUGGACGUCUAUCGCCGUCAAGACUAAUUUUCAGUUAAAGUAAAAACGGCAAAAGCCAACAAACGCAACAAGACUGUUCUGAAACAACCAUUUCAUUGACAUACCAUGUUAUGAUUUUCUCCAGAAAUACAAUCAGGAAAAUUCCAUUUUCAAAGAUUUUUCAUUUUUUUACCUUCCUUAAAAAUAUUUUGAAAGAGUACUUACAUUUUUUUCUUUUAUUAAAAAAUAUAUUGAAUUUCUUCAAUCUAGGGGUAAGUAUACAAUUAGGAUAAAUUAAUAAAAAUUUCAAAAAAUUGUAAAUACAGGGAUAUUUUGAGCAAAAUGUUUUUAAAAAGUUAAAUUGAAAGAUAAACAUUUCCACUACCGAAAAUACUAAACAAAUUAUUUAAGUAUUUUAAAAAGGUAAAUAAUUUUAAUUCCUGGAAAAAAAAAACUGAUGUGAAUACUGUAUUUAAUAUCAAGAGGCUCAAAUAGAGAAUUUGCACAAUUUUCAGGUCAACAAUCUAAACGAUGAAUCAACUGUCAAAAACACUAUAGUUGUCAAUUAGAUUUGCCGAUUGGUCCCAAUACAAACUGAUUGGACAGCGAUCGCCGUCAAUGGCAGCCAAUGAGUUCAGAUAAAAACAGCAAACCCGAAAAAUGUCAUAAGACAGUUGCAAAACAACCCUUCCAUUAAAUGCCAUGUUUUUGUUUUCUGAGGAAAGAUCACUUAAAAUCAGGAAUAUUUAUUAAAAUUUUCAAUGAUCUUUCCCCACCACUGGCUGCUGCUGCGUGUCAAAAGUCGCAUUCACACGCAUUCUCUAUGGACUUGUGAUGUUUGUAAGAAUAUUUAUGUUGAUGCAGCACUGUGACUUUGUUGUUUCUAAUAUUUUGCCGGCGAGUAUUACCGCAAUGUUUGCUCCGGGUCAACCUGGAAAUCCUCUUAACAUUCCAGUAUUCUCUCAAGUUGUAGGAUUUAGUUGCCUCGUGCUUCCUUCCCCUUUGGGGACAAUAUUUUAUUCCAGUAGUAACGUUCUGAUGACAUUAAAAAAUGCCACGACGCGAGCAGAUACAAAAAUAUCUAUUUUACUCUGAGAUGUGAGCGAGUAAUUAUUGUAUGAACGAGCUGGGCUUGUGUUGCUUAUCAUUCCAUGUUUUUUUUUUUUCAACAUGCUGCUUAAAAUCUUAAAUAUGAUUCAAAAAUAUAUCAUUGCAAUGAUGACUGAGGGUUGAUUGAACAACAAACACUAGCACCACCCCAAACAAGUGAACCGAUUAGUGUCUUAUUCAUAUUUUAAAAACUUCCAUUGUUUGUGGUCUCUUGAUUUCACAGUAUCGUACAUUUCAUUGAUUCAAAGUGGUGAAUUGUCAUUAGCUCUUUACAAAAGGAUCGAAGGACUGAAUAAUCUUAAAUGCUGUAAUGUUUUUAUUUUUCUCAACAAAAUGUCAAACAUCUUGUGCAUGUAUAAACUUAAUUUGUUUAAAACACAGUACAAUACUUAAAGUGUUGUAUGACAUUGGACUUGAUGUUACAUGUCCUCUUGGGAGGAUCAGUGCUGUGUUUACAACCUCUGUUACACUGACGAUUCUCAACUAGGUGAUUAUUUGUCCGCCUCAACCGCAGUGAACACUACGUUAUGAGGUUGUAAUCAUUGUAAAACAAAUCAACUAUUUAUAAAUAACUUAUUAAUUGAAA